CGCCACCUCACAAUCGCGCCGCCCCCCGCGGUGCGUCCCGGCACGCGCGGGCGCGAGGCCACCGCACCCCCGUCGCCCCUCCCCGCCCCUCAUUAAUAUGCAGACGCAGCCGGGGGCGCGCUCGCGCUCCCGGGAGGGCGGGAGCGAGCGGCGCGUCUCCUCGGGCCUCUCCGCUCCCGGGGAAAUGGAAAGGCCCGUUGGGGCGGGGGUCGGCUGGCUGACAGAGGUCGGAGCUCGGGGUGGGCGCGCGCACGAGGGCAAGCACGCGCCUGGGAGGGAGGGACGGUUCCUGGGCAACGGCCCCUCCCUGGCGCGGGAUCGGCGCAGAACCUGCCCGGGUCGCACGCGUCUCCGCCCCUCGCGGUGCCUCCUCCUUCCUGUCACCUCGGUUCCGCCCUAAGUGAGGAGAAACACUGCCGCACCACUCGGGCUUCCCAGGGCGGGGCUGCCCCGUGGGGGAAACUGAGGCCCGGGACCUCGACCAGCGCCUGCGCCGUGCGAGCCCGCGUAGAAAUAGGUGCCCGAGGACCCCAGCGCAAUGCGAGAGCCCGGCGCAGCCCGGGGGGUCCUGUGGUGAACUCGCAUCUGGGCUCUGCAGGCUUGAAGUCCGCUGAGCGCCUGGCGCCUCGCCCCGCACCUCUAGACCCCGAAUGCCGGGUCUAGGACCCCCUCGUCGCCCUAGGAAGCUCCCUCUAAGCUUGUUUCUGU
Macaca mulatta (Rhesus monkey) is the source of this 708-nucleotide messenger RNA. The record is from RefSeq and is a predicted model, not a curated record. NCBI's taxonomy places the organism in Eukaryota, Metazoa, Chordata, Mammalia, Primates, Cercopithecidae.